AUGGCGCUGUGUCUGCGGGACGCGGAGGUGAUUAUCGGGGCCGAGGAGAUGUCGCCGGGAGGGAGGGUCAUGGUGGGCGAUAUGCGCCGGUACGCGAGCGCGUUUGUCGAUGCGGUGAAGGAGAUUGGUUCGCUGGAUAAUAUCUGCUAUGCGCGCGUACGAGAUAUUGUGGGCCAGAAUUCGACAUUUGUGUCGCAGUCGGGCACGUUCCCGAAGCGGUUUCACGAUUAUAGCACGCGAGACGUAAUGGGAAUGAAUGACGCUAUGAAUGAUAUCUAUGAGCAGGCGCUGGAGAAUGAGCUUGGGUUCAGUGCGACUUUUGAUCUGAUGACGACGUGGAGACAUCUAGGGAGAUUGGGAUCCCAUGAUCUGAGCGCGAUGAGGGAAGCUCUGGGCGGGAUGCCGGUAAAAGUUCUUGGUGCUUCGUUAUGUUCGGCAGCUGGUCCGCCGUUUUGCAACGCAAUAUUCCAAUUCCCCAACUUUAGCGUAUCUUAUGAGUCUGGCGUCGAUUUCAUCCCGCGCUGCGACGCCAGUAUAGAAAUCUUCAGCAAAUCCAAAUCCAUCAAAAUCUGCUAUGAUACCCCUUACAUCAAGGGUGUUCCUGUGACCUUGCACGUCAAGGAGGCCUCGCCGGACGGGUCUUACCGGGAAUGCAUGAUUCGAAAAACAUACGAGGAUCCAUUCAUUUCGAUGCUAAAAGAGCUGUAUGACUGUGCGGUUUUUGAAAAGGAGAUAAAGACGACUGCCACGGACGCGAAACGCGAGAUUGAAUUGUUUGGAAUGAUAUUGAGAGCUGCUGUUCAAGGUCAAGUCACCUAG
Molecule: messenger RNA, 819 nt
Organism: Uncinocarpus reesii 1704
Lineage: Eukaryota; Fungi; Ascomycota; Eurotiomycetes; Onygenales; Onygenaceae
Exons: 2
Coding region: 1-819 (272 amino acids)
Source: RefSeq, a predicted model, not a curated record